UCUUUCGUUUUCCAGUCGUAUUCAAUUUGGUUGAGAUUGUUGGAUCUCUCACCUACCGAUUCCCUUCAAUACUUCAUCUCCUGAUUCGUUUCGUUUCCGAGUGCACUUAGCAUCUCGCAUCACCAUAAGGUCGUCUGAUUCUAUCCGUGCAAGAAUUUGCAGCUUUCCUUUAUCCAGAGAAACCUGCUUCUUCUUAGGUUGCAGCACAGGCUUCGCCCUGACGUUUUAUUUUAUUUUAUGUUAUCUUAACACAAGAAAGAAAAUAAAGAAAUUGGCUUCUGACGUAUGCACCUGCUGGAAGCUCCGAUGCCUUUGCUGAUUGGAGAUGCGUUUAAUCCUUUCCUUCUUCACGAUAAAGCAUCACCUUUUUCUUACUUGUGCACUUGUGAUUCCUUUGCUCUAAAAGGACCUCAUCACUUGCUCUUCAGUUGUGUUUCCUUCUCAGUUCUUUUUCGUCAUAGCAUUCUGAUCUGUCGCUAGCUCCACCAUAUUUUUCCUGUUACUCUACUUAUGCAGCUUCAUUGCUUGGUUGCACAUUGAAUGUCCUGACAAAUGGGAGCAUUGCUAGCAGAUUUCUCUUCUCUGGAUAACCAUACCAAACAUGAGGGAAUCACCUUCAACACAGGGGGAACCAUCUACGUCUGCUACGGUUGAUGAUAGUUGCUCAGCUGACAGGGUUGAAGAUUCACAAUUAUUCCUCUCUGUACCCGCUUUAAAUCAAGCUGCAUCUUAUCUUGCCCAGACAGCUUCAUUUCUAACCCAGUGCCUCCCUGUACCUGGUUAUGUGGGUCUAUCUGAGGAGGAUCAAGAGUUAGUAACACUGCCACCUGCAUCGGCAGUAGACAGGCUUUCUGUUCAGACCUCUUCCGUAGUGUCUACUGGCACCAAUUCAUCCCUUGGUCAGACAGAUUGCAGUGGAAGCCCCUCUCAAGAAAACACAGGUCAAAUGGUGCCUUCACAUGUUUUUCAGAAUGGGGCUUCGCUGUUUCAAGGUCUUGUAGAGCGUGCACGGAAAACUGUUCGUGGUUCGGCAGAUGAUAUCGGCUGGCUCCAGAGGGAUCAAAGCUUACCUACAACUGAGGAUGGGACAGCCAGAUUCUUGGAGAUCUUGGACUCUGUGAGAAAAAAUGAGCACAAGCUACCUGAUUCAGUUGUUUACUUGUUGGUUCCAGGUCUGUUUAGUAACCAUGGACCACUUUACUAUGUCAAGACAAAGGCAUACUUCUCCAAGAUGGGUCUAGCUUGCCAUAUUGCCAAAAUUCAUAGUGAGUCUUCAGUAAGUAAAAACGCGCGAGAGAUAAAGGAAUACAUAGAAGAAAUAUACUGGGGAUCAAGGAAACGAGUGCUACUUCUCGGUCAUAGUAAGGGCGGUGUAGAUUCGGCUGCAGCCCUCUCCCUCUACUGGCCACAGCUGAAAGACAAAGUUGCAGGUUUGGUAUUAGCUCAAAGUCCAUAUGGAGGAAGCCCAGUUGCUUCAGAUGUCCUGCGAGAGGGGCAGCUUGGUGACUAUGUCAGAUUGCGUAAAAUCAUGGAGAUUUUGGUAUCCAAAGUCCUUAAGGGUGAUUUGCAGGCUCUAGAAGAUCUGACCUAUGAAAGGAGGAAAGAAUUCCUGCGACAGCAUCCAUUGCCUCAGGAGGUUCCCAUCGUAUCAUUCCACACCGAGGCAAGCGUCACUCCUAGUGUGCUCACCGCGCUUUCUCAUGUUGCGCACUUGGAGCUCCCGAUUGCUGCCGAUGGCAAUUCCACCAGGAUACCGGUUGUAAUGCCACUUUCAGCUGCAAUGGCAGCAUGCUCUCAACUUCUGGUGGCAAGGUAUGGUGAGAAAAGUGAUGGUCUUGUGACGAGAAAGGAUGCUGAGGUUCCUGGAUCGGUCGUGGUCCGGCCAGAGAGGAAGCUAGACCACGCAUGGAUGGUGUAUUCCUCUCUAAAAGAAGAGCCUGGCGAUCAGGCGGACACAUCGCAGGUAUGCGAAGCACUGCUGACCCUGCUUGUAGAGGUUGCACAGAAAAGGAGGCACGAGACGGCCAUGAAAGAUGAGUGAGAGUAUUACUACUUGUUAGUGUUGCCCUGAGAUGCAUGAUGUAUCCUGUAAUCGUGGAAUUUGGUUAUGUUGGCUGUACAGAGUUGGGCUCAAAGUGCUUCUGGACCUGUUUUUUGGUUGGUUUGCAGAAGCUUAUGAAUGCCCUUACCUAUCAUGUGGAACUUUGAAGGUGGAUAGAAAAGGCUGUUAGAAACGGUUGGCAUGUUGCCCCCAAUAUAUCAGAUUGUUUGAGCUAA
Panicum virgatum (switchgrass) is the source of this 2277-nucleotide messenger RNA. RefSeq lists its product as uncharacterized. The transcript has 8 exons. Lineage: Eukaryota; Viridiplantae; Streptophyta; Magnoliopsida; Poales; Poaceae. The coding region runs from base 602 to 2041 and encodes 479 amino acids. The record is from RefSeq and is a predicted model, not a curated record. Gene Ontology annotation, biological process: lipid metabolic process.